AUGCCUCGCCAGCCGAAGAAGGUCGAGCAUCCGCCGGUGAGCAAGACCGCGGGAGGUGAUGCUCGUGAAUCUACGUCUAAGGGUCAUCAGUCGGAGCCUGCGACGCCGAAGCCAUUGCUGAAGGACGUGGGAGGGCCGUUUGCAGACGAGACGCGCAUCUCACUGGUGAAGAAGCUCGCAUCGUUGAAGUCCCCGAAUCCGGAGAAGUCGAUUGCGGGAGGGGAUGCAAAUGCUACGGAGGAAGAGGACAACAAAGAUGAGGUGUCGCCGCCAGCGAUUGUCCCGGAGGUUCCUGCAGGAGGGGAGGAAGAGGACGAAGAAGAGGACGACGGAUAUCUCAGCAAUGAUCCGGAGGAGCGGCUUGAUCCGGUUAAGGCCGGGGAGAUCGCUGCUCGUGCUGGCUUCUCGAUUACGCUGCUGAUCCUGAUCAAGUUCGAAGACGAAGUCCCGCGAACAAUGUACACAGUCAAGGGACUCAUCGCGUUGUGGAGGAAGUACAUGUCGGCGCACGUUCUGACGACAACGAGGUGUCAGGUCCUGCUCCCCACGUACCUUUCUAAGAAGCGGUAUGGGAGGAUGCAAGUCACAUUCCAGCAGGCGUCAGAUGCCAACUACGUCUGGUGUCGCAGAAUCGAGCAUAAGAUGACGAACGACAAGAGCAUCUUCCUGGACUGGCAACACCCGGAAAAUCCGGCGUAUACUCACGAGCGUGCGACGAACCCGGACUCAAUCGAGUUGCUGCUGAAGAGCGUUCCGGCCGCGAUCACUCCGGAGAUGGUUUUCGAGUACCUGGUGACCACGGAGCUGGAGAAGCGUCACCGUACCCCCUUUCUCAGUGGUGCUGCCUUUCACUGUGUGGUGGAUCCUGUGACGGCUGCAUCUCACGCGAUCGACGCGCGCAUGAAGAAGAUCUUGCGCGACCCGGCUUUGACGCUGAUUUCCACAGGGGGGAGUCGAGAGGAUUGGAUUUGCGUGCAGGAAGAGUGCGGCAAGGCCCACGGCACCAGUUUCACCCAGGCGGAGGGCCAUGUGAAAUCCGUCCAGCACUGCACCGCGCUCCUGAAGGGGGGGGCUGCCAGCCGUGCAAGCAAAGGGAAGCUGAAGGUUAUUCCUGUUCGCAAGGAGUUCGGCAUGUAA
Closterium sp. Naga37s-1 is the source of this 1137-nucleotide messenger RNA. NCBI's taxonomy places the organism in Eukaryota, Viridiplantae, Streptophyta, Zygnematophyceae, Desmidiales, Closteriaceae. The record is from the annotation of a GenBank genome assembly.